ACCAGCAUUGUUGGAUUUUUGUCUGGAUUUUUUUUUCAUUCAUUCAUCCAUUUUUUCCCGUGUGUAAUCAGUGUUUAUCAUCAUCAUCAUCAUAGUGAUCUUUUCGUUAAUGUCCUAAUAAUAACAACGAAUUUAAACAAAACAACAACAACAACAACAACAAAAUUAUGUUGAAUCCAAAAAAUCGUCAUAUGGCCAUUUUGGCCAUUGUUUUAAUCAUUAUUGUUGCAACAAUUUUAACACCAGAUAAUGUUGAAGCAGGUAAAAAGAAAAAAAUGAUGAAAAAAUUGAAAAAAUUAGCAAUGAUGGCAUUGAUGGCUAAAGCACAGAAAAAAAUUCUAAUACCAUUGCCAUUGCCCCUUCCAGUACCGGUUCCUGUUGUUCAUAAGAAACAAAAAGUUUAUACAAUGCAACCAUAUCAAGAUUCUUAUGGUGGUGGUGGUGGAUAUGAUAUGGGUAGUUAUGGUGGGGGUGGUGGCGGCGGCGGUGAUUCUUAUGGAGGUGGCGAUAAUGGUGGCAGUUAUAGUGGUGGUGGAGGUGGCGGCGGCGGAGGUGGAUAUUAACAAUAAUGAAGAAGAAGAAAAAGAUUUUCAUUUCGAAACUUUUUUAUCAUCAAAAAAAUUAUAUUUUUUCAUCUACUUAGUCGUUUUUUUUAAUCAAUUCAUCAAAUCAAAACUGCUCUCAUCAAUCUUGUUAUCUCAAAUUUUUUUCAUUUUGCUCCCCAAAAUCAAUCAAUCAAUCAAAACAAACAACAAUCACAUCAUCCGAUAUUUUCGAACGCACAAAACAAAACAUUCGAUUUCUUGUUCCGAUUUUUCAUUUUUAUCGUUGGUUAUGUGUUCGUUCAAUUAUAAGAUUCUCUUUUUUUUGUAGUUUUUUUUCAUCGUCAUUUCCAAACAAUAUAGAUCCUCAAAAUAUUCAAAAUAUUCAAUUCAAUUCAUACCAUUUGUUAUUGUAGUAUUUCUAUUCAUAUUAUAG
Messenger RNA from Dermatophagoides pteronyssinus (European house dust mite), 978 nucleotides. RefSeq lists its product as uncharacterized. Lineage: Eukaryota; Metazoa; Arthropoda; Arachnida; Sarcoptiformes; Pyroglyphidae. The record is from RefSeq and is a predicted model, not a curated record.